AUGAGUAUGCUGCUGCGACGUAAUUCUAGCCAGUUGCGGCUGCUUCUUUCCUCUGGUGGUCAGGUCAUUCGCCUGGCUUCUAGCGGAGUAGAGCCACCGGCUGCCGGAAAGCCAGAGAUCAGGAAACCCAAGCGCCAACCCCCACCCGUAGUGCCCGAUUCGGAGAUCAAGAAGUCUGUGUUUAUUUCGCAGUCCAGCGAUGUGUUCACAAAUCUGGCUUUAGAGGACUGGCUGUACAAAAACUUCGACUUCAGUCAUCAUCAUGUCCUGCUGCUGUGGGCCAACGAUCCAUGCGUAGUCAUUGGACGCCACCAGAAUCCCUUCACCGAGGCCAAUGUAUCGCGUCUGGUGGAGCGCGGCAUCACCUUGGCCCGGCGAAACAGUGGAGGCGGAGCAGUUUACCAUGAUCUGGGAAACCUCAACUGCACUUUCUUCUCGCCCAGAGAGCGCUACGAUCGCAAGUACAACCUGAACAUCGUGACCAGGGCUUUGUUCCGCGAGUGGGCUAUAAAGGCAGAGAUUAAUGAGCGUGACGACAUUGUCGUGAUGAACAAGAAGAUUUCUGGAACGGCUGCCAAGUUGGGACACCCGAACUCGUACCACCACUGCACCAUCCUGGCCAGCGCCAACAAGCUGCACUUGGGUGAAUCUCUAGUACGAGAGCCGGCAAACUACAUUAGCCGGGCCACGGCUUCGGUGCCGUCGCCAAUUCGUAAUCUGGUUGAUGUCAAUCGUAUGGUUAACGUUACCCAGCUGCGCUCUGCAGUAGGCUACGAAUAUCUGAGGACGGCGGCCACUACACUAGAAGACGGCGGUAGUACGCAAACAAUGAAGCAGCGCGGUUUCCAAUUAAUCAAUCCCACUGAGAAGUGGUUCCCCGGCAUCGACGAACUGCGAUCCAACUAUAGCUCCUGGGACUGGGUGAUCGGCAAGACACCCAAGUUCACGGUGCAGAAGGACCUGGAGGUCAAGGGCGAUGAGCAGGACAUGAAGCUAAAACUAAGCGUGGAAGUAGAGGCUGGAUUAAUGAAAGAGAUCGGUAUCCAGUUGCCGCAAAGCGAUCAGCUCGUUCCGGUGGUCACUCCGCUCCAGGGCAAGCCCUACAACGAGGAGAACCUGAAUGGCAUUCUUGGCGCCUUGAAGCUCGUCAGUGCAUCGAAUGUAAAGCAGGCAAUAAACGGCUCAGCAUGAUUGCUGGUUUGUUAGCUCGAUAAAAAAAUAUUAACCUCUAUGUAGUUUCACUAACUAAAACUAAUAUAUAGAUUUAAUCUUUCCAAGAAAACAUAUUACUAACAUAGUAUUUAAGCGUUUUGCAAGCAAACUAUUUACUUUUGUUACCCCGUUUUAUAUAAAAGAACUGCAAUUAAAUGUUAAAACAUUGAAAUUAAAAAAAA
Molecule: messenger RNA, 1394 nt
Organism: Drosophila eugracilis
Lineage: Eukaryota; Metazoa; Arthropoda; Insecta; Diptera; Drosophilidae
Gene: Lipt1
Product: lipoyltransferase 1, mitochondrial
Exons: 3
Coding region: 1-1191 (396 amino acids)
Biological process (GO): protein lipoylation
Cellular component (GO): cytoplasm; mitochondrion
Molecular function (GO): lipoyltransferase activity
Source: RefSeq, a predicted model, not a curated record